UUCAAUCUCUGGAUGUCUUUUGAAUACGCCAAAGCGCUUUCAGAAUAUGAACAUAAAGGGAGGGUUGGGUUACCCGAGAAGGUCGAUUCUGAUCGUAUUUUAACAAAUAAAUGCACUUCUCUUGUACAAAUGUUGUGUAGCAGUGAAUGCUGUGUUGUUCUGACUGGGGCAGGGAUUAGUACAGCCGCCGGAAUUCCCGACUUUCGAGGCCCCAACGGUGUCUGGACUUUGGAACGUCAAAAAAGGCAAAUGCCAGAGGGCGUUAGUUUUGAACAUGCCACACCUACUUUUUCCCAUUUUGCUUUAACUGAACUUGAAAAGUGUGGAAAAAUUAAAUUUUUGAUAACACAAAAUGUUGAUGGACUGCACAGUCUUUCUGGAUUUCCUAUUGAACGUUUAGCUGAAUUACACGGAAAUAUUUUUGUGGAAAAAUGUGGAAAAUGUAAAAGAAAAUAUUUUCGAGACUCUCCAAUUCCCUCUGUUGGUCUAAAACCCACUGGUCGUCAAUGUGAAAACUCUGAAUGUAAUGGAGACCUUCACGACACUACUUUAGAUUGGGAAGACAAAUUGCCUGAACCUGAUUAUCAAAUUGCACAAGAAUUUGUUCGAAAAUGUGAUCUUUUCCUGUGUCUUGGUACAACACUUCAAAUUAAGCCAGUUGGAGAUAUGCCUUUAGUUUGCAAGCGUAAUGGAGGGAAAUUUGUUACAAUAAAUUUACAAAAGACACAACACGAAAGAAAAGCAGAUUUAAUAAUAAAUGCAAAACUCGACAAUGUUUUUUGGCGUGUUUGUAAUUCUCUAGGUUUACAACUUUCUCCAAAUUUGAUAAAAACUGAGAGUAACAACAAUUUAAAUUUAUUAAAAAAUCCUCUACCAAUUUUUACAAAAAGUGAAAUUGAGGAAUUUGAUAAGGAAAUUAAAAAAGAAUUAAAUUUUAGGGAAGGAAAAAAGCGUAAAAAUGCGUCGUCAAAUAAUAAAAAAAUGGCGAAAAAUAAUAUUAAAAAGGUUAAUAAUAAUGAUAAUUAA
Messenger RNA from Meloidogyne enterolobii, 1026 nucleotides. Lineage: Eukaryota; Metazoa; Nematoda; Chromadorea; Rhabditida; Meloidogynidae. The record is from the annotation of a GenBank genome assembly.